CCCACACGCACACCCACAGCCACACACACACACAAACAUACAUUUUCACACAGCCGCACACACACAUAGUCCACAUGGGGUCAGUUUGAUUCAGUAUCUUCUCAUUCCGGACACUCAGCAGUAGCGAAGCUCUCCUCUGACACACUCACACCCACCCUCUGUGGCACGCACUCUCCCUCUCUCCCACACACACACACACACACACACACACACAAACACAAAUACUCUCUCUCUCGCUCACUCAACCAUACUCCCGGGCUGUUAGUAGUGGCGGUCUGUGAGGAUCUCUGCCGUUAUCAACUGACUGGAUUUGCAGGACCAUUUACUCCAUUGACACUGAGUGACACCCCUGUCGGACUGCGAGAGCGGAGAACUUCCUCGUAGUUACGGAUCAAGAGACUCCAUUCUUAGUCACCGCAACAAGAACAACAGGAGGAGAAGGAAGGAGGAGUACGAGAGAGACAGGGAAAGCUUUGGUGCCGAGCGGAGCAGCACUGCCAGUGGGGGAGGCAGGAAGCGGGGGGGUCUUGGGCUGAGCGGAGGCACCAGCAUGCGCUGCUCAACCCUCCUGACCAUCUUCACUGGGGUGCUGCUCUACCUGGUGCUGGGGGCUGUGGUGUUCCGAGCCCUUGAGGUGCCCCACGAGGAGGACCAGUACGUCAAACUCCAGAUCACGCGGCAGGAGUACCUCGACAACUACACAUGCAUAACCCCGGAGGUUCUGCAAGCCCUCAUUGAGAGGCUGGCUGAUGCCCUUGGGUCUGGGGCUGAUCCUACGGUCAACUCCACCUUUACCAGUGUCUGGGAUAUAUCCAGCGCGCUCUUCUUCUCCGGCACCAUCAUCACCACCAUCGGAUAUGGGAACAUUUCCCCCAAAACAGAUGGAGGGAAACUCUUCUGUAUUUUCUAUGCCCUGUUUGGGAUUCCCAUGUUUGGUAUUCUCCUGGCUGGAGUUGGUGACCACCUUGGGACUGGGCUGAGAAAUGCUGUUGCCAAAGUAGAGAUGUUUUUGAUGAAAUGGAAGGUGAGCCCUACUAUAGUGCGUGUCAUCACAGCGGUGCUGUCCAUCCUAUUGGGGGUAGUCCUCUUCGUCGCUGUGCCCAUAUUGGUGUUUCAAGAAGUGGAACAGUGGACGCUACUUGAGUCCGCCUACUACGUGGUCAUUACGCUCACCACUGUGGGCUUUGGAGACUAUGUUGCAGGUGAUUCAGGGAUUGCAGGAAGUGACCACUGGUACAAGCCUCUUGUGUGGUUCUGGAUCCUCGUUGGCUUGGCCUACUUUGCGUCCAUCCUUGCCAUGAUUGGAAACUGGCUGCGGGUACUUUCCAAGAAGACUAGAGCUGAGAUGGAGGAGCUCAGGGCACACGCCACAGACUGGGGACAGAACAUACAGAACAUGUCUGUGGACUUCCGCAUGCCGAACAUCGACGACCCGUUCAAGCGUUCCACCAAGCGUAGACGGCGACAUGGCCACCGUAGCAACAGCCACGGCCAUAGCGGAUCUGGCACUGCAGGGGCUAGGGAGGGCGAGAGAGCGAGGGAAGACGGGCAGCAACCUAACAGCGGAUCAGGGUCCUCCUUCGGUUCCUACACCUCCAAUGAGUCUGAAUCAGAGUCUGAGAGCGACUCUGGGGCCACACAGACAGAUCGUGUGCCCGAUGGAGACGUGGAGAAGGAGAAGGAGAACAAACCACCGCUGUCGGACGCAGCCUUCUGCCAGCCUCUGGAUUACUUUGGGGAGAAUCUGGCGUUCAUUGAUGAGUCCUCCGAUGCGGUGAGUGGGAAGGUUCAUUUGGACCCUCUGACUGACUCCACUCAGCCCAACGAUGUCCCCAUGCGAAAGCCCAAGAGGAGGCGCCCCAGAAGACCCGCCCCCCAGAAGAGCCCAAAGACGAGCCCCACCAAGCCAGAGAAGAAGGAACCUAACGGAGACGUAGGCCCCCCGACUGACCCCCCUCCUGCUCCUCCAGAGCCUUAACCAAACCAAGACUCUUUUGUUUCUUUGUUGAAGCUUGUGUGACUCUUCUCCACUGGCCAGGUACCAAUAAGUAAAUCAACAGUUCAGUAGUGUCAUGGGUCAUGGGUCAUGGGUCAUGGGAGGACAUCAAAAAUCAGUGAGUUUCUACAGAUAGGUACAAUCUAACGAGUAGUUAAACAAGAUGAAGAUAGUCCUCCAUCUUGAUGAAGAGCAUCAAUGACUGCAGACGCCUUGUCUCACUAUUCACAGUUCAGUGAUUCAGCUCCUCAAAGUGCGCUUACGUUUGUGUGGACCACACAGAUUAGAGCAGAGAGAGAGGGGGACAGAUGAGAACGAUGGGGAAGGAAGGGAAUGUCUGCUGGGAAGUGCACCUUGGAAUAAACUAUCACACCCCUGUUGAGCACUGCCUACAGAAUGCUGUCAAAAAUGGGCAGUGUCUUGUUUGCAGUCCUGUUUUCUGUUAAAUGUCCACUUAAGUUGGAAAUCACCAAAUAGACAGCUGAAAUACUGUCCUUCCAGCCCAGUUUGAAAUAGUGCCUCAACAGCUUAGCUUGCAGUGCUACACAGCAAAGACGGACACAUUGCAAGCUAACCCAACUCCCCACCAAUAUGUUUGGUGUAACACUAUGCAGAUUAUACAUGUGUUCGGCAUCUGCUCUUCUUAUCUAAGAAAUCAUCAACAUGUCAACAUGAUAAAACCUGAAGGACCUGCAGAAAAACAUCUCUGCAGUAGUAAAUAAUAAUAGUAAAUAAUUGCCCUCCAACCUUAGAAAGGAAAAACAUUAUAAAUGUUAUAAGGAUGUGUGCAAAAAAUGUGACAAAUGAUUUUUUCAUCUGUUGCAUUCUACAAUUUCCAUUGUAUGGCUGCAUUAGAUUGCAUGUUCAGCACAACUAGACUAUCUAGCUAACUAGCCAGCUAGCAUGGUGGUUUAAUUAGCUUGUAUAGUGCUUGCAAUGGCACAUUCAUUAUAUACUGCUAGCUUAUUUUUUAUGAGAAGAUGGUUUGUUCAUGCAGUCAUUAUUAAUUAAAUAGCCUUAGCACAUUUUUGUGCUGCAAUGUCCUGUGCCUCUCCACCAAUGCCAAUGUUAAUUUUUUACGGGUCACAAUUAAUAAAGAUGCUGAAAGCUUGUCCAACCAUGUCUGACUAGCAGCAGGUCCUAAGACGUCAAGGUCAUUUGGAGGUAGAACAAGGAACUUUCAGUCUGAGCUUUUUUGGGCCGAGAUUGGCAAAAGGUGUGACGUCGCACCCCAUUAAACAUUUAUGGUUCUGGUUUUUGAAAAAAAAAUACAUACUGUUUCUGAAACAAUAUAAUGUUCAUAGCAUUUGUAAAAUAUAUUUGCAUGUAUUUUCUUGCAAUUAUAGAAAUGAAAACUCCUUUUCUAAAACACUGUUCCUUCUGCGCCCCAAGAGCGGUCCCCAGUGUUGGCAUGACACAUGUACCACUAACUAGGAGAGGGGACAUUUAAGUUAUAUAUUGGCCUAACAAGUGCAUUAUCUUAUGAAAAACAGAAAACCUUUGGAUGUUCACAACAUUUUUAAAGUGCAAGGAUUUUUUUGUUAGAACGUUAUACUUAAUAUGUGUUUAAUUUUGUUAUUGUUAAGAUUCAAAAUGUAAUAUGUUUUGUAAGUUGUUUUGGAUAAAAGCCUACCACAUACCUGAAUGUAAAUGUAAACAUGAACACAGAACCAGAAACAGCACCAUUACUGGGUCCAGAUGGGCUUGGUACUAUACUGAUUCAUAUAGUAUGGUAUAGUAUAUUGCUAUGGUAUAUUAGUAUAUUGAUACUUAUAAGUGUUUGUAUGCCUCAUCUAAAAUGAGUGAAACGCAACAAAAACAUUACAGCCAGUAUGUAUUUUGAGGAAAACAACAACUGUCUUGGAUCAAUCUUUUUAAAAAGGUGCCAUUUUAGAAACUAUCACUUUUUCUUGCAUCAAGGCCUAAAACAAUGGUGUAAUUCUACAGUGGAUGACUGUUUUUUUGUUUUAGUUUAUUUUGUAUUCUGUAUUCUGCAUCUUGAUUGUUUGGUUGGGGUAUUCUGUUUGUAACGGUUUGCAUUUCAGGGUCAGCAAAUGUAAAUAAAAUACAAUAAAAAAAAAAAACAAGAAGCAAAGAGAGCAUAGCUGGACUGCAAACACUGUUUUUUUUAAUCAUUCUUUCAUUGAGAAGCAAUUGUUUUUCACCACAGGAAAACACCCAGUCAAUGAUCUGCUGUUGUCAUAGAUUGUUUGGACAAUCUUCAAGGGUUGAAGAAUCAUCAAGGGUACAUCUGUGAAGAGUACACCUAUGAACCUCUGAGGCUCCACAUACAAUACACUCAAAAUGAGCAUGCACUUGAUGAACACCUCAUAUUGUGUAGUAUAUUCCAUUCUGUAGAGGAUCAUGUAUGACCAUAUACAGUAUUUAAAAUGAUCAGUGAUCUUUGACUAUCUCAGUGAAACAAUGAACUUGUAACCUAUCUCCAUAUACUAUCUGGUGAAAAGACAUGGAACUGUACAGAUAACUAUGUUAGGGCAAUGGGCUUUAUGGCACACUCUGUAUAAUUAUCUUAAUGUGCCUUCAGGGAGAAAUCCUUCACCUCUUUGCCUGUACGUAUGUCUAGGUCAGUAAAAAUGAUUUCAUAGCUUUGGGUCAAAAUAUAUGUUUGAUUUCAAUUUAGGGCAACUGUGUUUCCCAUUAUCUUUAUGUCCUUUCCAGCCUGUAUUAUUUGUGUUAGUAGGAACAUUAAGAGCUAGUGUUGAUGUAGUGAUUAUUUAAAAUGACUAGAUGUAAUUUGUAAGCUUCACUUUGAGAGUGUGUGUGUGUGUG
Molecule: messenger RNA, 4786 nt
Organism: Clupea harengus (Atlantic herring)
Lineage: Eukaryota; Metazoa; Chordata; Actinopteri; Clupeiformes; Clupeidae
Gene: kcnk4b
Product: potassium two pore domain channel subfamily K member 4b
Biological process (GO): potassium ion transmembrane transport; stabilization of membrane potential
Cellular component (GO): plasma membrane
Molecular function (GO): outward rectifier potassium channel activity; potassium ion leak channel activity
Source: RefSeq, a predicted model, not a curated record